This is a messenger RNA of Echinostoma caproni, 303 nucleotides long. The record is from the annotation of a GenBank genome assembly. NCBI's taxonomy places the organism in Eukaryota, Metazoa, Platyhelminthes, Trematoda, Plagiorchiida, Echinostomatidae.
GAGUUAGCCAAUCGGUUCGUCAGCGGUGAUAUGGGCGUGGAUGAAUUUCUGCGCGAUUUUCUGCCUCUGCGAAAACUUUGCAAUGAAAGACGCUUCAAAAGUGAAAAACUCGCGGAAAGUCUUUCCAGCUCCCGUCCGGUUGUACCCAGCAGGCCCACAUUAGCGCCGGCUCCGCUUCGGGAACCACCGAAACCCCCGAUCCCAGCAGCUUCAAUCAACUCCGGAUCCGGCUCAUUGUAUCCUGAUUUGUCACAACCAGGCAACACUCCGAAUAAUAGACCAACCUUUGGCUUCAAUAUGUAG